This is a messenger RNA of Nezara viridula (southern green stink bug), 2709 nucleotides long. NCBI's taxonomy places the organism in Eukaryota, Metazoa, Arthropoda, Insecta, Hemiptera, Pentatomidae. The record is from the annotation of a GenBank genome assembly.
AUAGUGGUGGGGGUUUCAUUGUAGGGCAGCGGGAAGGUUGGAACGAAACUCUUCAGUCUUGACGAAGCCAUCGUUCGCGUAACGUCCUCGAGAACGCAUGGAUAUAACGUACCUCAGUGCCAGCGACACCGUGCGGUAUCCACUCAAACUACUCACUAUGCCUUCGAACGCUUCAGGAGGGAUCGUCUUCCCGCCAGCUCACUCUAGAACUUAAAACUGUUGUUCUUUUGUUUUGUUUUUAUUAAUUUUGAGAAACGUGGUAGUGUGUUUCAUUUAGCCGUUGUUAUUUACUACAAUUGUAUUAUUUUCUACUAUAAAAAUCUUAGUGUUUUUCUUUUUUUAAAAAAAAACUCUGGUGCGUUGAGAGAUAUAUUUUAAUAUAUAUAUAUUCUGCAUCGGAUAACAACGACAAUUAUGGAUCACAACGAUUCAUCGCAUAUUUCCGAAGUUGUUAACAGAACAUUGGUUCCGCUUUUGGUGAACUAUAUGCCCGCAGUUGUAACUGCUCUAGUGGCCUGGAUUACAUUAAUUCAGAUCUACUUCGGCAAAAGGGACGAGGCAGCUCUAACUGACGAAAGUAAGAAAUAUUCUUUUUAUGUGUCAUCUUUCUUUUUUAUAUAAAAAGAAAAAAUUAAAUCUUUUUUAUUUCAUUUUUUUUUUUUUAAAUAAAUCGACAUUUUCUCUCAUUCCAUUUAAAAUAUAACCUCAUUUUUCACCUUCCCUUUGUUAAAAAUCAUCUCGAGUGACUCAGUAUGAGGCACUUGUUUUUGGGUUCGGACGUGUUUGACGAAAAUGAAUUUGUUUAUAUUGGACUUAAAAUUAGGUACAAAGACUAAUUCUGGGCAUUGCUGUUCGUAUGGUUUCAGACACGUAAGGUUAUAAAUAUCGCGAAGUGUGAUUUAAAUAGGGUGCUUUAAAAAAUGUACAUACAAUCGCUUCUCCGAUGAAAGUCAAAUGAUAGGAUUUGAAAUGAAAAUCCAUCACUUUGACGCAGUGGCAGAUUACUCAUAUAUAUUUAAGCCAAAUGAAGCGCCUGAACAGAAAAUAGACCGGAAGCCUAUUGUUGCAUCCGUCAAUAAAACUGCGAAGAAAAAGCAGCACUCGGAGAAAUGGAGCCGAGACCCCAAACAAAACUAUUCCCAUGAGUGGCUAUUAGACCCAAAUGAUGCCAUACUUAAUAUGGAGUUCAGUGCUAAUGGCAAAUUCCUCGCCACAUGUGCUGAUGAUGAUCCUGGUGGAACAAGUGGAAGCUCAAGCAGCAGUGAAGCUAACAAAGAGAAUAACAGCCCUGGUAGGUUGACCAGAAGACAGAAGAAGAAUAGGGUGAGGAAGGAAGACACCUCGCCGCUGAAAAAGAAAGUAAAGAGAGAUAUGAGAAAGAAGGGUAGGCAUGAAGACCCCUAUCCUUUGAAACAGUACAUUAAACUGAAUUUAAACGAUACCGACGUCUUCUAUACCCUGAGGAACUAUACUCUUUCGGCUGAAGACAUGAUGACUUUGGGAUAUCCGGUAGAGAGUAAGUUGUAUCCAGGAAGGGCAAUGAUUUAUAGAGCAGGAGCUCUUGAUGCAAACGCUAAAGAAUUCGUCCCUAGAGAUGAGUCCGUAUAUACCUCUCUCUUGGUCCAAAAUUCUGAUCAGUUCGGAAAAAGGCAAGAAUUCCACAUCAAAAGGAACAAUGGAAUUACCUCGGAAGAAAAAAAGUGUGUGAGAUGUAAUAAAGGUUUUUUCAUGUCAAGUGAUGGAGAAUAUCUGACACAGGAACAUUGCAACUACCAUUGGGGCAAACUGCACAGCCCACCUUCAGGGGGCAUCGAGUGGUUUUAUUCAUGUUGUAAAGGCCGUCAAGGGACUAAAGGAUGUACGACGGCUAAACUGCAUGUUUGGAGUGGAGUGGAACCCGGAAGGAACGGGCCAUUUGAUGGAUACGUGAGAACUAGACAAAGGAAGACACCUCCGCAAGAUGGUAAUUAUGGUGUUUAUUCUCUCGACUGUGAAAUGUGCUUCACAAACACUGGACUUGAACUGACGAAAAUUAGUGUUGUGAGCUUAGACGGAAAGCCGGUGUAUGAAACUUUCGUUCGUCCUGAAAGUUUUAUAAUCGAUUAUAACACAAGGUUUUCUGGCAUUACGGCCAAGGAUAUGUCGAGAAAUAGUAAAGUGAAAACCCUUAAGGAUGUGCAAAACGAUCUAAUGGGUUUCAUUACAGCUGAUACGAUACUUGUCGGACACGGUCUCGAAAAUGAUCUACGUGCUUUACGAAUGAUUCACUAUACAGUCGUUGAUACUGCCGUAGUGUUUCCGCAUAUUCUUGGCCUACCAUAUAAACGAUCGUUGAAGUCACUUACUCACUCCUACCUUCGUAAAGACAUUCAGGUGGGGACUCAUGAUAGUUACGAAGAUGCAUGCUCUUGUUUGGAGCUCAUUCUGUGGAAACUAAGGAAGGAUCUACUCCGAAACAACGACAAAUGAUCUCAAAAAUUUUCUGCAUUGAGAGAAUAUUUGGUGUGAUAAGUUCCUAUAAAGACUGCAGUGAGGAUUGUGAUAAAAUAUUGAGUCGUUAAUUGUUCUCGAACAGUCGUGAGGGAGAUUAGUCAUAAUUUUUGUACUUUAAAAAUACAUUUGUGUUCUACCACAUGCAUUUUCUCUUUUAUCCUAAGUAAUUGUCAUAUUCACUCGUAUUUAUUAUUAAAUAUUUUUGAUAUAACUUUC